Messenger RNA from Zasmidium cellare ATCC 36951, 681 nucleotides. RefSeq lists its product as uncharacterized. The transcript has a single exon. The record is from RefSeq and is a predicted model, not a curated record. Bases 1 to 681 code for a protein of 226 amino acids. Lineage: Eukaryota; Fungi; Ascomycota; Dothideomycetes; Mycosphaerellales; Mycosphaerellaceae.
AUGGCAGCUCGUGCAGCCGCCCAAGCCGCAUAUCGCGGCCACCCACCUCAUCAGCGGCAGCCUAUCGUUCAGCAAUAUGCACAGCCGCCCAUGCCUCAGUAUGCACAGCCACCCAUGCCAGGGAUGCAGCUUGUGGACCCAAAUGAUGCAGCCGCCUUCGAAGGCAUGCGUCUCACCGUCGCUCCCGAUGGGUCGUAUGCCUACCUGACUCCCAUUCAUUCACCCAUUGUCAGCGACUAUUCGAUGAGCGACGCGUCAAGCGGCAGCUUCAGCCCGGUGCCGAGUAUCUAUCAUCCGAAAUCCCCGCACGAUGUCUCUGGGCUAUGCCAAGGAGACGCUCAUCAGACUACUGGUCCACCGCCAACUUUCGGGGAUACCAGUCACUCUUGGCCGAUGCGGAAGACAAGCGAUGCCUACACCGGCCAGAUCCAAGGGCGCGUGUCGAGGAGCGAGAACGACGCGUUCCGAGAGCGGGCAUUCGCGGAGCGCCGCCGACGCCAGGAGGCCUACAAGCGAUGUGGCAAGAUGGAGCUCCCAAAGCCUGCCUACAUCGGUAAGGGCAAGCAGCGUGCCGUCGAACCACGGAAGUCCUCCCAGGGCAGCUCGGAGAAGCACUCUUUGCGCUCCAACAUCUCUCGCGUCUCCAGACGCAUGAAGAGCAUCUUCAGCCGUUCGUCUUGA